CUAGUUUGAAUGCUGUUGUUUCCGGAGAUUUUGGCGAACUUUAAUGAAAAAUUGGCAGAUAUAACAUCGAUUGAAGAAGUACCUUCCAUGCUAUAUAGAGGCUCAGAACGGGAUCACCAAAUCAAACCAAAUAUUUACUUUAGUACACACUUGCACGUUUUUCUAGAUGUAACCACCAUCCCUCAGCACCAACGCUAUUGCGAUGCACGUUUCGCUCAAAUCGACUAACAGUGACGUCAUCGGCGUCAACGGUACACUUUCAACUCUACGUUGUCAUCGUCACGACUUGUCUGCGAUCUGAGCACGAACACUUCUAUUAUACAUCUGAAGGCAAGAUUUCAUAGAUAGAAGAACUGUAGUAUGAGAUUCUUUACAAAGCUGUCAUUACUUAUUGCACUGAUAGUCGUCAUGUGGUUGCCAUGGUACUACAAAUGGCUGACGAGCUCCGGGUUCAUAGACAGAAAGAAAGAAGAUAUUUCAUCAAAACAACGAAAAAUAUUUUUGGACUGUGGAGGAAAUGUUGCAUCAUCUGUCCAAUUAUUCAAGGAGAGUUACCCAGAUGCAAAUGAAUAUGAAAUACAUUCCUUCGAGCUUGACCCAAAGCUUCGUCCAUAUUUUAAACCUUAUGAAUUACAAGGGUCAGUUACUGCCCAUGUGCCAUGUGGGGUUUCAGACAAAGAUGGAUUCCUAACAGCUUACCUUGAAAGUGUUUGGUAUCCAGGAAAAAUGGGGUUUGCUGAGAGGGAUCAACAAUGGGGCGGAGGAACUCUUUUGGCAACUGACGACGAAAAGCAAAACAAUUUUAAAAAAGGUUCAAGAAAGCUUUCUCGUCAAAUUACAGUACCUAUUAUUGACCUAUCAAAGUGGAUUCAAACAAACACAAAAAAGGAAGAUUAUGUUAUUCUGAAACUUGAUGUGCAAGGUUCUGAGUAUGCCAUUGUUGACAAGAUGUUGGCCGAUAACACGUUUGAGUGGAUUGAUAAAUUUUAUGGCGAAUUCCAUAGUUAUGCAGCAGUUGGCGUUGCUGUGGAGGAGAGGACAAGAAUAAAAGACUCCGUAGCUGCCCGGGGAAUACAUCAAGUAUUAUGGGAAGGAGAAACAAAACACUAUGCCGAUUUUGAUAGCCUUCAUGAAAUUCGGAUACCUAGUAACGCACCCGGUCAAAUUCACACGUUGAACAACCAAUGUGUAAAGAAGGAAGAACAAUCUCAAGUCAGCAUUAUUAUCGAGGUUGGCAUGAAUGCAAAAACUGCCAGACUUUUAAUUGAAACAAUUCAUGCCUAUGAGAAACACGUUCCUCUGACAUUAUUCGUUUACGGUGACUUUGUGGAAUUGUAUCCUGAACUAAUCAUAGAGUGGAGCAAAGUGUACGAGAUUGGCAUCAGAGGAAGCAGUCCCCUACCAAGGAACCUGUGGGCGUUACAAAACUAUGGAAUUCAGCGACUGUCCGUUGUCAGUGCCGAGAUGAAAUUGAGCAAAUUGGGAAUAACAACAGCAUAUAUAUUUCCACCUGAAUUUGGAGAGACUGUCACCCUCAUUGCAAAAGAGAGAAGUCUGCGAAUGAUUAACUCGACUGUGACACUCCCGCCAAGAAGUGGCAGUCUGAUGUUAGAGACGUAUUUCAAAUAUGAGGAUGUGAAACGAACACCGAAAGCUCUAAGGAUCAUUCACGAAGAACUCGUGCAUAGUGGGGGAAUACUGAGUUUGGAUUCUGAUUUUCCAGACUGUCAGAUGACGUCAAUUUUUCUUCUGGAUUAUUUAUACGAUGUUUCGAAUCACAAAAUUACAAGUUUACGUGAAUGCUUUGGUGGUAAAUGACAAGUCGUUGUUUGAUGCCGUGGAGCUUUGAAAUUAAUUUGAAACGACAAUAACUAAAUAGAAUUUUAAAUCAAACUAAUAAAAUAAUAAUAUCAAUAAUCUAUAUUGAACCCUGCCAAAUUGUGGUCAUUAAAACAUGGUUGGUCAGAAACAUGUCCGUUUAUGUUUUUGGACAUCUUACCACUAAACUGACGUUCACUAAAUUGUCAGCAACCAAUGCCUGAAGUCAUCUAGAACUUGAUUUAAAAAGCUGCAGCUAUUUAUUAGACAGUUUGAGUCACAUAAUUUUCAUUGAAAUCACAAUGACAGGCAUGGGAUGAGUUCUGUUGUUGGCCAUUGUGCUUUUCAACCUAAGAAUGAAUACAAACACAAUUAGGAAUGCUGCUCACAUUGAUGUUCUAAUUAUCAGAUUUAUUUGAUGAAUGCAAUUUAUAAUGUAUUAAUAUGGGUUUCAUUAAUUCGUUUGCUUUGUCUCAUGAUUUAUUUGGGAAAUUUUGUUUGGAAUAAAUGCUGAACCUGA
Saccoglossus kowalevskii is the source of this 2338-nucleotide messenger RNA. RefSeq lists its product as uncharacterized. NCBI's taxonomy places the organism in Eukaryota, Metazoa, Hemichordata, Enteropneusta, Harrimaniidae. The record is from RefSeq and is a predicted model, not a curated record.